AUGGAGACGAUUAUGCGCUCGGGUGUGGGGGUGGAUUGCAAACCCGGGCUGGGGGGCUAGCACGUGUGAAGGCGCGUGCGAGGGGGCCGGUGAGUGUGCAAAGCCGGGCUCGGGAGGAGCGAGUGUGCGAGGCAGGUGCAUGGCCGGGACGCGGAGCUGGCGCUGGAACAGCUGCAGCCCCUCGCUGCGGGCACCGCCCCUGGACUUCUCCUUCCGAGGCAUCAGCUUCCUCCAAGACCUGCAGACGGAGGAGCCGCGGGCCGGCCCGAGGGCGAUCCCACGCUCGGCGCAGGGCCGGAUGCUGACGCGGGCCGUGCGCCUCAACAACAACACGCUCAACGAGCUGACGGACCUGGGCCCUGUGCUAGAGCUGCUGCUGGAGAACCCCGAGGAGCUCUCCUGGCUUGACCUCUCCUUCAACGACCUGCCCACCAUUGACCCAAUCCUGACCACGUACCGCAACCUGCACUGCCUCCAGCUGCACGCGAACAGCAUCCAGGGCCUGGACGAGGUGGACAAGCUGGCCGUCCUGCCCCACCUGCGCAGCCUCACGCUGCACGGCAACCCCAUCGAGGAGGAGAAGGGCUACAGGAGCUACGUGCUGUCCACACUGCCCCAGCUCAAGUCCUUUGACUUCAGUGCCGUGACGAAGCAGGACCGCUCCACCGCCGCCAUCUGGAAGCGCAUGAACGCCCAGCCGAAGAAGGCCAAGAAGAGAGAGCAUUCCUGAGGAGGCCUCAGGCCGGGCACCACAGCUGCAGAUCCACAACUGGUCCAUGGCCCCCUCUCCAGCCUGGAGAGCCUGAAAGCCCCAUGGGACAUAAGAAUAAACCCUUCGCGCCGUGCUGUGGAGCAGAGCGUGAGUGACCACGGGCUGGGCUGAGUCAGUGCCAGAGAGCUGGGGCUGUCCUGAGAACAGGGGUAGCAACAGCAAGGACCCAGGUGUCUCAGGCUCCUGCUUUAGCCUGAGAUGAGUCCUACUUGCACUGUGGCAACCCCCAUCUCCAAGGCAGCUCCAAUCCUAGAGGGCAACAACCCACCAGCACCAUGCACCUCCAGAAAGCUCAUGUGUCCUUCGCCAUCUCAAGGAGUUUCCUAGCAGCCCUGGCCAUAAGCCCAUGACCAGAAGUCAUGAUCCCCUUCCCAGCACAGCAGCCCCAGAGACUGCUGGGCAGAGGCACAAAGCAGGAUCCACAGCCCAGAACCCACCUGCGUGGCUUGGUGCAGAGUAGGGGAGGGCCAGUAGCCCAGAAGUACCUUGCCCCAGGAUCCAGCCACAGCAAGGAGGCUGGCCCCUUUCCAUCCACCUUGCCCUUAGGCAGCCUGUCCCAGGCUGGCAGGUGCAGGCAUCAUUCCCUGGGGUGCAGGUAGCUGGCAGGAGCCUGUAAACCACAAGGCUCUUCCCUGCCAUUACAGCCCCUUUCUGGCUAAAGCCACCCCCAGCUCCCUGCUUCCAGCAAGUGGCAGGAGCUGCCCCUGCCAGCCUUGCAGCUGCCCAGGUGAUGGGGAUACAGAUUGCUCCAGGCAGCAACUGCAGGGAACAGAGCAAGCCAGCUACCAGAGCAAGCUACCAGGCUGGGGAUCUGCCUCUCCCCUAUGCAGCCCCAGAAACAAAGGACUUAGUGCUACAGAGAAGGGCAUGGGACCCUGUAGGCAGUGAGGGGACGGGGUGAUGGGCCCUACUGGGGCUAGUUUCACCCCUCCCUGGCACAACAGAGCAGCCCUCCUGCUGCUCUGAGUCCCAGCAGCUGGCCCAGGACCACAGGAGCCAGCAGCAUAGCCGGGAGGGGUAGAGGGGUACAGGACUCAGCUCUGCGCCUGGCUGAGACCAGCCCACCCAGAGGGAAGGCGCCUUCCUGCAGAGGCUCCUUAGGGCAUCGGGUCAAGGAAGAGCUCCAGAUAGGGCCCCGCACCCACAUUAAGGCACCUGUCCCCCACAAGGGACUUCUGCCACCAGAGCCUAAAGGUUGCCAGCUGGGACGAGAACACAGGACCCAGAGCAGUGGGGGACAUAAGGGUCCCAGCCCAGCCCCUUGGGUUCGCGUGCUCCUGCCUGCUCUGUUGCGAGAUGCUGCCCUGAGAACUCGGCUGGAAGGGCAUCGUGCUUGGUGCCCGUGUACUCUGCUCCUGCCACCCUGUGGCAGCGUCCUAUUAAACACUCAGCAAUGCACAUGCAUCCGGCUCAGACUUAGCCCCCAGUGGCAAUGACCCUUAAGACACAAACACCAGCCUGCCCUGCCCGAGUAGCCCAGGGGCUGCCCCCAGGCUGUCCCAGCACCCUUGCUCCCGGUUGAAUCUGAGCUCAUUUCACAAGGGCAGCUGCUGCUAGCGAUUCUCCCCCUCCCCAAAAGCUGCUCCUAAGGUUCAUUACCUUCCCUGCUAAAACCUGCCCCUAGCUGGUCUGUUUUGCUCAGUGAAGAACCUGGGGGUUUCCCCCUUCCCUCCCAGAGGCUCCCAGGGCUGGAGGAAUUUCAGAGCAUGAGGCUCUGCCAGUGCCCAGCCACAUGUGCUGGGGGAGAUGUAGGCUGCUCUGCUCCAAUGCAGGGAGCUGCAGCAGUCCUGCCAUUUCCACCUAUGGCUGGGUCUGGAUGUCCAGCUGAGAUCAGCCACCUUAGCGCACAGGGGUCUAGGAUCAGAACCCAGCACCUGCAGCCGUAGCCCAGGCUUCUCCACUGCAGAGUGGAAGGACUGCUCUAGAAACGGAGCUGGGGGACAUUUUCAGCAAAGCAGGAGGUGGCAUAAAUAGGGAUCAGGCAGCCAGGAAAGCAGAGCCUGGGAAUUGGGUUUCUGCCCAUGGGAGCAGUAGGGCAGGGACCCCCUUGCUUUCAUAAUGCAGCUUGAUCAUUGCGCUCACACCAAUGCAGCUGCCCAAGGUAGCCAGGGACUGGGGCAAACCCCUGUUUGCCUUGCUGCCUUGGGGGGGCCGGUUCCCCCAGCUCUGAGCUGCAAUGUUGGCCUGGGGAAGGGGCAGGGGGCACUGAAAAAAGCUGGACACUCCUCCCAGCUGGCAAAACAAGCACAGAGAUAUUCACCCACUAUCACAGGCCCAGACUCUGCUCAGGCAGCAGGCCAGAAGCAGCACGGGGACACAAGGACAAGCAACUGAGAGUGGGGAGAGGCAUGCAACGCUGCUAACACAGGGCAGGGACUCUCACUCUCCUGCCUGCCUCAUGCCCAGGCCUGAGGGUGCCACUGCCCAAUGGCAACAGCAGAGGCUCAGGGGAUGAAACAGAGAAGCCAGCACUCCAGGCCAGAAGCAGAGUGAGACCCACCAUGCUGAGAUGAUCCAUACCUGGUCCAGCGUCACAGAUCUAGUCUUUCCCAGGUAUCCUGCUCUGGAAACCAACACAGGCCUCCUGUCAACAGCACCUGGGUAUCGAUGAUUUCAAUCCUCCUGGCAGCUGCAGCAUUGGCACCAAGCUUAUCCAGGGACCAGGAAAUGAGUUGGCACAGAAAAGAGCCAGCCAGCUAACACAGGCUGCAGAAGCCCAAGGAGAUCAGACCAAGUGACCACUUCCAAUAGCAGCCAAAGCAGGGACCACGUUCCCAAGUCCUCACUGCAUCCCUCCAUCCCUCGAGCGCCGAGGGAGCUCCUGCCUCGCAGCAGGGAAAGAACACAGCAGGGACCUGGGGCUGAAUGAAAGGGCUUUAUCUACGGUGCCAAAAAAAAAAUUAAAAAACAAAAACAACAAAAAAAAAA
Alligator sinensis (Chinese alligator) is the source of this 3700-nucleotide messenger RNA. Its product is annotated as leucine-rich repeat-containing protein 51-like. NCBI's taxonomy places the organism in Eukaryota, Metazoa, Chordata, Crocodylia, Alligatoridae. The record is from RefSeq and is a predicted model, not a curated record. The transcript is spliced from 5 exons. Bases 140 to 730 code for a protein of 196 amino acids.